AUGUUAUCGAUACUGAUAAUCCCCGCAGCCUCAGCACUCCCAACAACCUAUGAUAAGGUCGUUGCUGGGGUUUCCGGCCAAGGCUACAACAUACAGGCCCUGCAUAUACCUAGUGUAGGUCUGGCGACUGGUCCUCGGCCAGGAAAACCACCCAAUAUGCAUGACGAUGCUGCCUUCAUAGCCAGACAUAUCGUUGAUCUCGCUGAGGCUGGCCACGAUAUCUUGCUCGUCACGCACUCUUAUGGGGGUACGCCGGCAACCGAGUCCAUCAAAGGGCUUACCAAGAUUGAAAGACAGAAAAUUGAAAAGCCUGGUGGCGUUGUCGGCCUUGCAUAUAUGACAUCCUUGGUGCCAGAAGUAGGCAAGCCGGCUUCAACAGGGCCGUGGAGUCCUCUUAUGGAGAUUGGGGACGAUGGCUGGUUUUACUAUCCAGAUGACACCUUAACAGCGAAAGUGGUUUUUUCCGAUGUCCCGUUAGAGCAGGGCUUGAUCUGGGCGAAGGAGCUCGUAGCCCACUCAGCUGCUAGUUUCAUGUCUCUCUUGACCUACCCUGGCUACGCAGAUGUACCCGUGGCAUAUCUAGUAGCUGAAGGGGAUCUCUCUAUUGCGCCGCGAACCCAGCGAUCACAAAUAGACAUGAUUGAGAAAGUAAGCGGCAACAGGGUUGAUGUCACAACAACCAGCGCUGGACAUGUCCCGCCUGUUACUGCGCCGGAUGAUGUUGUCAACUGGAUACUAUCGGUGGCAUCAAAGCUCGAAAGAAGCCAGUAA
This is a messenger RNA of Clonostachys rhizophaga, 771 nucleotides long. The record is from the annotation of a GenBank genome assembly. NCBI's taxonomy places the organism in Eukaryota, Fungi, Ascomycota, Sordariomycetes, Hypocreales, Bionectriaceae.